AUGGCAGAGCAAAACAACGUGGUAACAACACAGAGCAAAACAAUGCCGAAGGAGCAAAACAAGGUUUUUAAAGAUUCGGUCCAUGGGACCAUAGAGCUGCAUCCACUCCUUGUCAAGAUCAUUGACACGCCUCAGUUCCAACGACUUCGAAACAUCAAGCAGCUUGGAGCUGUAUCUUAUGUUUACCCUGGGGCAACCCACAGCCGCUUCGAACACAGCAUUGGGGUGGCUUACCUGGCUGGAGAACUUCUAAAGGCUAUCAGAGAGAAGCAGCAGGAUCUUGGGAUUACUGACUGGGACGUCCUUUGUGUGCAAAUUGCUGCACUUUGCCAUGACCUGGGACAUGGACCGUUUUCCCACAUGUUUGAUCUAAUGUUUAUACCCGAAGCAAGACGAUUAAAGCAUGAGGAACUAUCUAAAAAGAUGAUUGACCAUCUGAUGGAAAAGAAUGAUGGCUUACUAAAAUAUAUGAAGGAUGUGCGAAAGAAAAUGACUGGCGAGGAUAGAGGAGAUUCUGACAAAACAGAAGAGCUUAAAAAUAUUCUAAAAGAAGAUCUGGAUUUCAUCAAGAAUCUCAUAGACCCAAAACAUAAGAGGCCACCCUCAAAUCCUUCAGAAAAGCGCUACAUCCUCUACGAAAUUGUGUCCAACGAGAGGAACAAGAUUGAUGUAGAUAAGUGGGAUUAUUUUGCCAGAGACUGCCAUUACCUGGGUAUGAAGAACAGCUUUGACCAUGAGCGUUUGAUUAAAUCUGCUAGGGCGUGUGAGGUGGAUGGAGAGUGGCAGAUCUGUUACAGAGACAAGGAGGUGUUCAAUCUGUAUGACAUGUUCUACACAAGGUUCUCUUUACACAAAAGAGCCUACCAGCACAAAGUGAAAAACAGCAUAGAGUGGAUGAUCACAGACGCUUUCCUGGAAGCGGAUAAGCACCUGUCCCUGUCUAAAGCUAUAAAUAAUAUGGAAAAGUACACUCAGCUGACAGAUGAUGUAUUUGAAAAGAUACUAAACGACUCUUCAGGCAAACUUGAUGAUGCAAAGGCCAUACUACUGAGAAUACAUCGCAGAGACAUCUACAGCUGUCUGGGAGAAUUAAUCUCUCAGAAAUCCAAAGAAGAACUUCAAGUAAGCAUUUCAGUUGCUGGACAGCUGAUGUGGGUUGUACAUGAUAGUUCAAAUGUUGACAACUCAGCAGGUCUUUGUUUUUCUAAUCCUAGUUUUACUCUUACACAGUAAGGUUGAAUUUGCAGG
Cyprinodon variegatus (sheepshead minnow) is the source of this 1248-nucleotide messenger RNA. RefSeq names its product deoxynucleoside triphosphate triphosphohydrolase SAMHD1-like. The transcript has 10 exons. Gene Ontology annotation, biological process: dGTP catabolic process. NCBI's taxonomy places the organism in Eukaryota, Metazoa, Chordata, Actinopteri, Cyprinodontiformes, Cyprinodontidae. Gene Ontology annotation, molecular function: dGTPase activity. Bases 1 to 1233 code for a protein of 410 amino acids. The record is from RefSeq and is a predicted model, not a curated record. Gene Ontology annotation, cellular component: nucleus.